GUCUUCGAAUUCACGGGUAAUAUAGACGUGUGUGUCGCCGUCACAUAGUGUAUCGAAGAGAAACUAAUAUAAAGAUUGCACUAUUUUCAAAAUCACUCAUUCCAUUUCAUUGGUUCUUCAUCGACUUCGUCUGGGUAUGAUAAUUCGGUAAAAACUCAACGGGUAUUCGGUGUUAUGGCGAAAUAUGUUGGGCCAUCCAAAAUUCGGUGCUGCGAGUACAAAAAUUUCCGCAACAUCUCAAAAAGCGGUUUAGUCCUCGGAUCGUGUUAAGUAACUUUUAAUGAAUGUUGGCGGUAAUUGACGUUUUCACUUGAAAGAACUAGAAUCGUUUCGAUUUCGCUUCCAGUCCAUUUAUUCUGUGUAGAAACUCAGAAACAGAUCAGUGCAACAUGUAAAAAUUGUGUAAGAGGCACAUCGGACUGUAAAACGUAACCUUGCCGUAGUCCACAAAUAAACGAUUGCAAUUCAAUGUAAUGUGUGACGUCCAAUUGUGAGUGAGCUAGUUUAUGCACAAACGAAAAAUAUAACUCUUUUUAGCAACAUGCUAGGCAGUAGCAAUGUCUAUGCACGCGAGAAAAAGUGAAACAAUGAAAACUACAGUCAAGACAGAAAUGGUUUCUUUCCGAGUUUGACUAAGAAAUCCGCCAAGCGCUUGAAUAGAUGUUUUUUUCAGUUUUGCAUUAAAAAUUGCACUCGUUACUGCAGAAAACUGUGUUGAAUCGGAUGAGAAAAAAAUCUAAGUUAAUUUUUAACUAUGUUGAGAUGUAGUUUCGUAGUAAAGUCAUGGAAAAGUGAUUGGAUAAAAAGAAGAAAUCAAUGAAGGAAAUGUGAAAAUCGAGAAAGUUCAUGCUUUAUAGAAACGCUAAAGAAAUGUGAAAUAUUCGACAAAAUGUGAUUUCAAGGAAAAUCUUGCCAUUAAGUUAUCCAAAUGGAUUGAAUGUAUUUAUUUUAUUUAUUUUGAAGUGAAAAUGAAAAAGUGAAUACAAUUAAUGGAAAUUAUGAGUGCUUCAAGCCGGUGAUAAAGAUGCGUGUUCGUAGGCAAUAGAAUAACAAAUGUUUCGUGCGCGAAUUUCGCUAUUUCUCAUUCAGUUGAGACUGAAUAGACUGAUCGUUCUAAGCAAUGAGAAUAAUUUAUUUAAUAUUAUUUAAUUAUUCAUAAUUGACUGUUGUUUUCUCUUGAUUUAAGGCCGACCAGCUGAACGGUAUUGUUCGCGGCUACCUAAUUUAAAUUAAUUUCUAAUUUAUGAUACUUAUUAUCUAAGUUUGUGAUCAUCAUGACGACCAUGCCAGUAGUUUGGUGUUCAGAUCCAAAUUCAGUGAAUAAUAAACCGACAGCGUUCGCUCUACACGGUAUACAACUCCAGGGCAACGUAUCAGAGAAGCAGGUAUUGGCGUUACGCGAACUAGUUAGUGCAGCGGCUGAAGGUCGACUAAUACUACCCGUGGACGGAACAUUCGUACUUUUGGACAGCGGUUUCAGUUUAGAAAGUGCCGUCGUCAAAGAGAACAAUCUAAAAAAUUCAGAAUGUGCUGCAAGUGCUUCGAACGCGGUUAAUUUGGCGAGCACGACAGCGGUCCUCACAACGACCACAGUGUCGUCGAGCGCGAUCGCAAUCAACCGCGGAGCUAGCAAUGCAACUACCACCGCAACUCUAAUACCAGCAAAUACACUCCAAUCGAACCGGGUCUCAGCUGGUUCCAAAGCGGAAACGACGACCGCCACCGCCGCAACCAUUUGUAGUAUUAACAGCACGAAUAAUUGUAGCGGUAGCAGUUUUCUAAUGCCAGUCAAUAGUGUUCUAGUGGAAAAUCGCGCAAUCCAUAAUCGAAAUAGCAGUGGUGUCCAUCCUAGCGGAAAUAUUAUUACGAGUGCUGACCUAAAAUGCUAUCAGAUCAAUAGUAACGGAAAUAUUCACAAAGCCUAUGAUCGCCAUAAUAAAGAGAAUAGCGAGCCCCCAGAUGAUCUACUUGAUCCGCCAUAUUCAACCUUCACGCCUCCUUCUGAAUCGGAAGAAAUACUUUACGAGUUUCUGUGCUGUGCCAAAUGUAUGAAUGAAUCGACGAAAUGCUCAAGUAGUGCUGGUCGGAACAGUUCAAAUGUCCUUAAACAGUAUGUGCGUUCGACUGCGUUGCGAUCGCGUUCCUCGUCGGAAGUAGAUCCAGUGUAUAGUAUCGCGAAUAAAUAUGCAAAGCGCUUCAACAACGCGUCACGAGUGAGAAAGAAUUACUAUUUUGCACGUAAAUCGCGUAUUCCCUCACGUCCGGCGAAGUCUUCUUCAUCCGCCAAGUCACCGGGAGGUGGUGGUGGUUCAUUCAGCUGUGGUCUCGAAAAACUUUCAAAUAUUCCGGUCUAUGCAACUGUAAAUAAGCCCAAAAGAAAUGCAGCCAUAAUUGUGCCAUAUACUGAAAACGAUAAUAAAUCCAAUCGCGAACUCAACAAUUUUGGCAACAAGUCUGUUGACGUCGAACGAGCGAAUUGUGCCAAUUUAGAAGAAAACAAUCUGAAUAUUAAUGACAGAUUGGUUGCGGACGAUAUAAAGCCGGACACCAAAAAUAUCUGCAUUUUGCCAGGUGAAUGCCAGCAACAAGAUCAAUAUUUGCAGGAGCACUCAGCAUCUAGUGGCGAUCGGUUGGAACAACAACAGCAUUCUGUGAAUGAUCUAAAUCAGCCCUUUCUGGAAACCUUGCCGGAAGCUAUCUUAGAUUCUACAAACUCAAGUAGAAAGACCAGCCUGGAUUCAACAUGUACAAUUAGUUCAAUGGAUUCCGGCUUCAUCGAGAUGCAAAAUACAAUAUCUAUGCUUCAAUUCAAUGAAGCGACUAGCUUAGAUAAUACUCUUUCGAAAGAUGCUAGUUCAAGUACUAGUAUUGAGAAUUGUGAUAUAAAUAAAUUACAAGUAAAUUCUACCGAAUUUUCACCGGCUAGUGAUACGGGUGAAAAGAUCGCCCGAUUAAAUCUUAAAGAAUGUCUAACGCAAUCUAGAAAUCGUAGGAAAUCUUAUGAAGAGUUCAAAGCCUUGUUUGCUAGUAAGGAUAAGCCUAACGGAGUAUCGGAUAAUAGUCCCGCACGAAAUGAAUUUCUAACCGAGAAGGAAAGAACACGUUUGAGAAGAAGAUCAUAUCAGGAGUUCAGAACCAUCUAUGGAAUAGAUAAAAACAAAGGAUCGAGUAGUAGCAGUUUGGAGGUGAUUUGCGAACAAGAAAAAGAUAAAAACGUAAACUUAAAAGAGCUCUUCAAAUCAGAAGACUCUAAGCAAACAUCAGUAGUUAACGUUGAAAGGCCUCAGACGGCUGACAAAGGCGAGAGUGUUUGUGGAGUAAGAUCUGAGAAGGAAAAGGCCAAAAUUCGGAGAAAGUCUUAUGAAGAGUUCAAACUUAUGGUGAAGGAUUGUGAGAGUAAUCCAAAAGUUUUCAAACGCCAGAAUUCAAAAUCUAAGAUUCUUUCCAAUAUCUUUGGGAGCACGGAAGACCUUAACUCAAACGCUCCAGUUAAGAAAUCAACUUUGAAAUCAAUUUAUGAAUCCUUAACGAAAUCAGAGAAGAAAAGCGAUCAGAAAGAUGAAAAACCUGUGAGUCCUGACUUUACUGUAGCUACUCUACAGAAACAAAAAGAAGAAAUCUACAAAACUAAUUUCAAGAUCUACGAUAAACUUAUCUCUUACGGGACGAUUUACGACAUAAUCCAACGUAAGAACGACAUCUAUAAUAUGACUUAUCAAAAAUACGAUAAAUACAUGACUUACGGAACAAUCUAUGAGAUACUGCAUAGGAAAACGAGCACGAGCUCAUCAACGUCUGGAAGUACAGGAGCAAACCAACUUGAAGGAUUCCAGCGGAAGCGGGCCUUCUCUGAGAAAUUUUACAAACGCAUGAGUCAACCGAAUCUUAAUUUGAAAACAAAGUACGCAUCGUUGAAAUUCAACGGAACCAUCUACGAUAUAAUACAAAAGCAACAUUAUGAUAGUGCCACAUCAGUCAAGUCCAAUAAUGAUAAUGUUAGUAAUAAUCAAUCCUCACGUAAUGGUGCAGCAAAUAUGGCGGGGUCAGAUUUGCCGAUAGCAACUACUUCCUCUCCAGCAGCGGCAGCGUUAGUCUCAGAAACUAAUGGCGGACAUUCAAUGCAAAUUUGCAAAUAUGGAACAAUUUAUGAUAUAAUUCAAAGCGAAAAGUACGAUAAUAUUCAAUGUGGAGGGCAUAAAAUCGGAGACAAACUAAAGAACAGGUUUCAUGUGAGCAAAAUUACAGAAAGUCAACCCACUGGUCCUAACGCUUCAUUGUCAACAUCUCCAGAUGGAUCACUUACGUGUGAUAAAGCACAGACCAGCGAACAGCAGCAAGCGGCAACGAAGAGCCCGAAGUCGAAAAAGAAAAACAUGAAAAUUCGGAGGUUUUCCAAUAUUUUAUCAUACACGAGGGGUUGUGAUACCGCCAGCAAGACUGCGGCGAAACAUUCUAGGCUGGAGGAACACCAGCCCUUUGACCCUGACAGCGGACGUGUAGAAGCAGGGGCAGCCUCCCCCACGCAAGAGGAGUUGUACUCCCAUAUUAAACGCAACCCCUUGCGUUGUAAGCGUCAAAUUUUCAAAUCCAAUUCUUUGGACACAUUAUCUUCUGUCCUUAGCACAUGUGAUCUGCAAGCAUCGACCCCUACAACGAAAAAGUCAACUCCAGUUAAGAAAAUUUCCAUUGAUAAUAGUGAACUAUUUGGAACAGCACAGGGCCAAGCAACAAAUUCUGCAGGAAGUCACUCUUGUUACGCUCCUAGCAACAAUUGCUCGCUGGCGCACAUAAAAUCAUCGCAACACAUUCGACAUAAUAUUGAAAGUAACAACAUUAAAAGUGAUUUGUGUGCGUCUGCACCAGCUACGGGCCGAUUGGGCAACACUGAUCCGACAUUGUCGUGUCCAGCGUCUUCACACGCGCCAUCGCGAACAUCGCGCAAUUUUACCACAUUCAUCAAUAAUUUAACAUUCAACCCAACAUCACCGAGUAAUUGUAUGAAUGUUGCCAGUGGACAUAGUAACGGUCACGGUAUCAUCAACAGCAACAACAAAAACAAUGUUGGCUGUUGCAGCGACAACCAUGAUGGCGGCGCUAUCAGUAGCAAUCUCAGCAAUAAUGGUAUUCCGAACUUUGUUACAAUUUCGGGCGGAAUGACUACACAUAGCUGUGGCGGCAGUUCGAGUAUAAAUGCGGGCAAUGUAACAUUAAAUGGCAAUUCGUGUGUCAUAAAAUGUUGUACAACAACGUCUAAUGCACCGACAAACAUGGCCUCCGCGGCGUUAGUGAACGGUAGCUUCGGUAACGCUUCCAUUAAUUUGACAAAUCCUAAUGUUAAUUCUAAUUGCGCUACCAUCAAUUGUGGUCAUAAUAACAGUGAGAUAAAAAAAUCACCGACGUCGAUACCGAAAAAAUGCCUUCUGAUGACCAAAAAGACAAAAUCCAGACGACUAUCUGAAUUCACAAGGGGUGAAUUUUUAAAUGAAAAACCAUGGUACUUCCGGAAAAUAAAGCGUAUUGAGGCUGAAAAGAAACUACUUUUACCCGAAAACGAACACGGUGCAUUCUUAAUUAGAGAUUCAGAAAGCCGGCACAAUGACUAUUCAUUAUCAGUUCGUGAUGGCGACACUGUUAAACAUUACAGAAUACGACAACUUGACGAAGGAGGCUUUUUCAUUGCACGACGCACAACAUUCAGAACACUUCAGGAACUUGUUGAACACUAUUCAAAAGACUCAGAUGGACUAUGUGUGAACUUGUGUAAACCAUGCGUACAGUCUAACCAACUUAUGGGUCUAUUUGAGAUCGAGAAACCAGUUACUGAAGGAUUAUCACAUCGAACACGAGAUCAAUGGGAGAUUGAGAGGACCUCGUUGAAGUUUGUACGAAAAUUAGGUUCAGGACAAUUCGGUGAAGUAUGGGAAGGCUUAUGGAAUAAUACAACACCGGUUGCUAUUAAAACAUUGAAAUCUGGCACAAUGGAUCCAAAAGACUUUUUAGCCGAAGCUCAAAUUAUGAAGAAAUUACGUCAUAAUAAUUUAAUUCAAUUGUUUGCCGUUUGUACAGUAGAAGAACCAAUUUAUAUUAUCACCGAACUCAUGAAACAAGGAUCAUUACUCGACUAUUUACAAGGAAAAGGACGAAGCUUAAAAAUGCCCACACUUAUCGACAUGGCAUCACAAAUAGCCUACGGUAUGGCAUAUCUCGAAUCACAAAAUUACAUCCAUCGUGAUUUAGCCGCACGUAAUGUUCUGGUAGGCGAGAAUAAUAUUGUCAAAAUUGCUGACUUCGGAUUGGCUAGACUGAUCAAGGAAGAUGAGUACGAAGCACGAGUAGGAGCCCGCUUCCCAAUUAAAUGGACAGCUCCAGAAGCAGCAAACUAUAGCAAAUUCUCCAUCAAAUCGGAUGUUUGGAGUUUCGGCAUUUUAUUAACUGAAUUAGUAACAUACGGACGAAUUCCAUAUCCUGGUAUGACAAACGCCGAAGUCUUAACCCAAGUCGAACAUGGAUAUCGCAUGCCUUGUCCGCCUGGUUGUGAGGCACGUCUUUAUGAAAUCAUGUUGGAAUGUUGGCACAAGGAGCCAAUGUGUCGACCAACAUUCGAAACUCUUCAAUGGAAAUUGGAAGAAUUUUACACCAUGGACCCGAGUGACUAUAAAGAGGCACAGGCUUACUGAUAAAUACUAAUUUAUCUGUAAAAAAUCUUAAAACAAAUUCUUUAUAGACUAACAACCGAUGGAUGCGUGCGGAAAGCACGUCUUUACCGCACUCUGGUUAAAGAAUUUCAAAAAAAGAAUAACAAAACGAAUAGACAUACAUUUACCCAAACAAAUAGUAGAAUCAAUCCCAGAAACAAGAUAAAAUCAAUCCAAAAAGCAACAAAGAUAAAAAGAAUUUAAAUUUAGUGAAAGUACGGAGAUGUUAAGCCUUUUUUACUUUCCUGUAUCUGUACUAAAGAUAUUAAUUCUAGUAUUUCCAACGAGACUUCUUCCGACUUACUGCAAUUUGCAAUUUAUGUUUACUUCUUAAAUGGAAAAUGUAAUGAUAAAAACGAAUCGACUACAGGGUCUGAAUUACGGGUACUGUUAUCGCUUAAGAUUUGUCAACGUUCUGUUUGCAUAUUUGCUAAAAUCUGCAAGAAUUACAGAACCGUCAGCGUGAAUUCAGGCCCCGUAACUUUCCACAGGAACGCAAUAGAGUAGCUUGUUAAAAAUCAAUUGUUAAAAAGUAUUAUUAAGCUUAAUUACACCAAGUAUGAAACCGAAAAUGUUUUACAAAUACACAAUCUUCCAAAAACAUUGCAAUUUUGUUCAGCGAGAACAAUAAAUUUCUUAUAGAUGAA
Molecule: messenger RNA, 7342 nt
Organism: Hermetia illucens (black soldier fly)
Lineage: Eukaryota; Metazoa; Arthropoda; Insecta; Diptera; Stratiomyidae
Gene: Src42A
Exons: 11
Coding region: 1275-6677 (1800 amino acids)
Biological process (GO): cell surface receptor protein tyrosine kinase signaling pathway; protein phosphorylation; cell differentiation
Cellular component (GO): extrinsic component of cytoplasmic side of plasma membrane
Molecular function (GO): signaling receptor binding; non-membrane spanning protein tyrosine kinase activity; ATP binding
Source: RefSeq, a predicted model, not a curated record